Psylliodes chrysocephalus is the source of this 2451-nucleotide messenger RNA. The record is from the annotation of a GenBank genome assembly. Lineage: Eukaryota; Metazoa; Arthropoda; Insecta; Coleoptera; Chrysomelidae.
UAGGCAGGCAGAGGCAGAUGACUUUUAUAUAACCUAUAUUCAUCAGAAAAAUAUCAAAAAAAAAUUUUCAAUUAAAUGAAGAUAAUCGAAUUUUCAAUGUCACAGUAUUUCAUUUAAACAAUCAUGGAUAGAAGUAGCAGUUUCCCAUAUACCGCUGAAGAAAAUUAUUAUAAUAAUCCAGAUUUAAUCAGAAGAUUGCCAGUUCAUGAUGACGACGUACCUAAAACAACGCCAUAUCUAGAUUAUACUAGCUAUGCAGUACCCGAAGAAGUUAAAAUCAAGAGAUACAUAGGAUCAGGUGUAACAUUCAUAAGUUUAGUUGCAGAGAAUUUACUUAGCCAUCCAUUUGUAGUACUCAGAAGACAAUGCCAGGUGCAUCAAAAUGCACAAAAAUACCACUUACAACCUUUUACUUUACUACCUGUAAUGUGGCGAUUGUACCAGCACCAAGGAGUUACUACUCUUUGGAAGGGAGUAGGAUCAGUCUUACUAGUUAGGGGCAUGUCUUUGGGUGUUGAUGAUUUAAUUUCGAAGGUUACACCAUGGCCAAAAGAAAUCAGUUGGCACAGUAGCCUUAAACAAUUUUUUCAACAUACUUUAUUAAAAUCUGUUAGUUUAGCUAUAGUUACGCCAUUUUAUUCAGCUAGUUUUGUAGAAACGGUUCAAUCAGAGAUAGCCAGUGAGAAACCGGGUAUAUUAGAUGUAUUUAGAGAAGGUUUUAUGAGACUGUUACAUUGGGGGUCACCAUCAAAUGGACGCAUGUUACCAAUAUGGGCUUUAAUUGUUCCCACAAUUACUUUAGGUUUAGCUAAAUACAUGUUUUCUAGUAUAGUUAGAAGUAUUACUCUGAGAAUUUUAGCUGCAAAGCACAUUGCUAGGUAUGAGGAAAAUGGUGCUUUGCCUAAAGACCCUUAUAAUUCACCUGCCAUGCAUGAUAUCCAACUUACGGCUUCUAUAGUAGGGGCUAUAUCUAGUGAUAUUGUUUUUUAUCCAUUUGAAACUGUUAUACAUAGAAUCCAUCUACAAGGUACAAGGACUAUUAUUGACAACUUAGAUACAGGCAAGUCAGUGUUGCCAAUUUUAACAAACUAUUCUGGUGCACUUGAUUGUUAUGAAAGUUCUAUUAUAAACGAAGGUAUAAGUGGGUUAUAUAAAGGUUUUGGAGCCCUUAUUCUCCAAUAUACAGCCCAUGUUGCUUUAUUGAAAAUGUCUCAUUGGUUUUUGACGCAAAUAGGCAACCUUGUACAAACUCCAAAGAACAAACCAGUUGAGGAUGAUGCUCUUAAGAUUUCACCACCAGCUAUUUCUAAUUUCACUGCUUCCAGACGGUCCUACUUGCUGCCUUGAAAUUGUAGGCAUAGGAGUAGUUGGUCCUGGUGUGUUUUUUAAUUUUGUUAAAUCGAUAUAGGUAGAAAUCUAAAUUGCAAACUAACCUAAAGAAAAAAUAAAGAAUGAUUUUAAUAUAAUAGAACAAUUUUUAUUACUCUACAAAAUUAAGGUUCUUCAAAUUCUCUUUUUCUGAUUUUGUAAUGUCUAGGUUUAAUCCAGCAGCUUUUUUUAACUCUGACAUCUCAGAUUUCAUGAUGGUCUUCUAGUUUAACUUUAAAUUGGAUAAUUUGUUAUGAUAACUUUUCUUGUAUUAAAAAAAAAAUGAUUGUAUAAUAUUUUUACAAUCAUUAACAUCGUAGAGAACUUUAUUUUAUAAAAUAAUAAAAUAUUUUUUUUAACAUUACAAAUAAUUAAUGUUAAUUUCUAUAAUUUUACUUAUUUCAGGAUAUUGAAUUAUAUUUUUUUGUUAUAAAAAUCUAUUCAAUAUAAUUUUUAAAAAUAAUUUGUGGGAAAGGUUUUUAAACUUUAUAAUAAGGGCCUGUAUUGAAAAACUGUAAACAGAAGUUAGUUCAAAAUUUAGAACAUUUUUUUAUUUCACUUUUAUAAUAUGUACUUAUACACAAACCUUUACUAUAUUAAUAAUUAUUUUUCCGUCUGAUUUAUUUAAAUAUUGAUAAUUUAAUAAUUAUUUCAAUAUAGAGAAAAAUUAAAUUUUUUAGUCAAAUUCAUCUAUCUGUUAACUCUAAAAAUAUUAGUUUUUUAACAAGGAACUAGAAUUUUAACACAGUUCUGCUAUACUCUACCAACCGGUUGCAGUAUUAGACAGCAGUGAAUGUGUUGAAGGAAAAAAUUCAAUCUAAAAAAUAACAGUAUUGUUUUUUUAUAUUUAAAGUUAUUUAGAAAAAUAAAUGGUUUAGUCCUUUAAUAACACUUGGAAAGCUGUAAGUACGUGAAAGCUUGAUGUUUGGGAAGUUUAUAUGAUAAUUUUAACACUGUAUAUUCUAGUCUCUUCCUUCGUUCAAUGAAAAAGGCAGUAAAUUAUAUUCUUAUGUAAAUAAUUACUAUAAGAUAGAAAUAUGUAGGCUAUUUAUAACUUAUAAAUAAUUGAUUGUUAUAAAAUAU